Molecule: messenger RNA, 3443 nt
Organism: Oncorhynchus kisutch (coho salmon)
Lineage: Eukaryota; Metazoa; Chordata; Actinopteri; Salmoniformes; Salmonidae
Product: LIM/homeobox protein Lhx2-like
Exons: 5
Coding region: 896-2146 (416 amino acids)
Biological process (GO): neuron differentiation; regulation of transcription by RNA polymerase II
Cellular component (GO): nucleus
Molecular function (GO): DNA-binding transcription factor activity, RNA polymerase II-specific; RNA polymerase II transcription regulatory region sequence-specific DNA binding
Source: RefSeq, a predicted model, not a curated record
AGAGACAGUGGAACAGUGAAAGGGCUGCCUGCUCGAGUCUUGCGUUCUUACUGAAUGCAUAGUAAAUUCCUCCUCCUCGAUUACUCACAUGCAGCUUUCUUGGCUAAACGAAAAAACUGCCAAAGGAAAACAGCUUCUCUCAGACCUCCAACAGGAUCUAAAUGCAAACAUAUUUUUGCCAACUAGUUAUAUCUUUAGAAGUCCUUGAAAAGCAUAGGCUAUAUGUGUGUAUAGAUUUCGAUAAAAUCAAUACCGCUCUAACGACAACUUGGACACUGCAUUUGAGUUCAAUGACAAACUGACAAGGAGGCAGCUACAUGGACAUUCACGCUCCUACAAUCUCAGAGACGCUGUGUUCUUAAUUUUUUCUCUUCCUUCGAUUCGUGUGGAAAUCAUUUUGGUACAGUUGAUGAUUUCCAAUAGAACUAGUGGCAGUGCUCAUUGAUCGAGUUAGUAUUUGGUCGGCAAAGGACUAAUUCAUUCGUUUACUAAUGCCCUUGCAAAAUGUUUGUAUCCAAAUACCUCUGAAGAAAUAGAAGGGACCAGUAGCAGACCCAUGCAGGGCUUCGAUAGUUGGUACGUUUUUCAUUCCUUAGGAAUUAUUUUGCAAGUGGCAUUUCUUCUCGCACGAUAAUAUAAUAAUAUAUUUAUAUGCUGCAUAUAAUUAAUUAGCAUUGGUAAAACGAAGGAUUCCGUCACUUUAAUUAAUGAAUUAUAUGUCAUGAGAGAGAGAUGCAGAGAUUCAGAUGAUGAUUUCCAUUGGCAGAUGAUGCGUAGCGUGGAGAACACGUGUCCAUUUUUGCAUCAUAUUUUUUUCUGAUCUGGAAUUCUUCCUUGUCACACCAAGAAGGGAAAGAAGCUGACUGCCAAUGCACGGGCUAUAGAUUUGCGUUUUAUGGAAAUCUUGGGUUUCAGAUUUGAGGAAAACACGUUUAACAUCAUCCCCUCUCCGGCAACUAUGCUUUUCCACGGCCUCCCUGGAGGCGAAAUGCACGUUGUUGUGGAAGAAAUGGACCGGAGAAGAAAGAGCGAAUCCGCAGCUAUCAGUUCGGCCAUAGAUAUGGGAGAAUCUGAAACGAACAUGUCGUGCAUGAACAGCGACAGGGUGUCUUUGUGCGCGGGCUGCGGCGGGAAGAUCGCUGACCGCUACUACCUGCUGGCAGUGGACAAACAGUGGCACAUGCGCUGUCUCAAGUGCUGCGAGUGUAAACUCAACCUCGAGUCCGAGCUCACCUGCUUCAGCAAAGACGGAAGUAUCUACUGCAAGGAAGAUUAUUACAGAAGGUUUUCGGUCCAGAGAUGUGCCCGGUGCCACCUCGGGAUCUCGGCCUCAGAGAUGGUGAUGCGGGCCAGGGACUUGGUGUACCACUUGAACUGUUUCACCUGCACAUCCUGCAACAAGAUGCUAACGACUGGGGACCACUUUGGCAUGAAAGACAGUCUGGUCUACUGUCGGCUGCACUUUGAAAAUCUCAUACAGGGGGAAUAUCAGACACAUUUCAAUCAUGCGGAUGUAGCCUCUCACAAAGGACUGGGACCUGCCAACGCAUUGGGACUAUCCUAUUUCAACGGCGUGGGGAGUGUGCAUAAAGGGCGGCCCAGGAAAAGGAAAAGUCCCGGGCCAGGAGCAGAUUUAGCAGCCUACAAUGCCGCACUCAGCUGUAAUGAGAACGACGGAGACUCUAUGGACAGGGACUCCUACAGCUCCAGUCAGAAGACCAAGCGCAUGCGGACCUCCUUCAAACACCACCAGCUGAGGACCAUGAAGUCCUACUUUGCCAUCAACCACAACCCAGACGCCAAGGACCUGAAGCAGCUGGCCCAGAAGACUGGCCUCACCAAGCGUGUACUACAGGUCUGGUUCCAGAAUGCUCGGGCCAAGUUCCGGCGGAACCUGCUGAGACAGGAAAACACGGGCGGGGACAAGACCUCAGACGGCUCCACCCUGCAGGGGGGCACGCCCUCCGGACCUGCCUCCGAUAUCUCCAAUGCCUCCAUGAGUCCUUCCAGCACCCCCACCACCCUGACAGACCUGACCAACCCCACCAUGCCCACCGUCACCUCCGUGUUAACCUCUGUCUCUGGCAGCAUGGAUGUUCACGAGUGCAGGAGCCCAUUGCAGACCACCCUGACCAGUCUGUUCUGACGCCCCCUUACAGACGGACCCCCCCCCCCGACUCUGUCCACUUGGAACUAAAACACAGACCUUUGACAGAGACAUUUAAUGGACUAGUAAAAUUAAGGUAAAGGAAAAAUACUCUUAUUUUUACUCUGAGCCCAUUUGAGAAUAUUUGCGUAGUGAGGCUGCCAAGCCUUGCAGAAGGAACAGUUAUUGUUAUUUUGUUGUGGUUGUUUUGUUGAGAACUGAGGAGACUUGAUUUGCAUUUUUCAAUGUUUACAGAAUGAAACUGUGGAAAAGAAAAAAAACUGCUUAAUUUUGGAAAUUCAUUUUUUUCCAGCACAAUAUUUAUGUUGUUGUACAGGAGUCACUGUUAGGAAACAUUGAGAAGGAUUGUAAAAUGAUGGGAAAUCUGAGAUUAAACACAGGCUAAAAUAUGCUAUGACUGCCAUGUGCCUUACACUUCAAUUGUCCCCAACAUAUCCAGAUCUGUUUCUCCCAUCAAGAUCGGAUAGAAACACAUCUUUUUUUCUUUACCUCAGCAGAGAGUAUUGUGGCUCAAGGGUAAAAUAGUAAAUGGUUCACACAAACAGUGUGUGCAUGCGUGUGUGUUGUCUGUGUGUGUGUGUGUGUGUGUGUGUGUGUGUGUGUGUGUGUGUGUGUGUGUGUGAGCAUGCUCGUGUGCAUGUGUGUGCGUGCGUAAGUGGGUUUGUAAUUGUGGUCUAAAUGUAAGUUUCAAAUUAAUUUGAGUUGGCAGACUAAUUAUUGCUGUUAAAUAAAUAAAAAAUGACAUGUUCACACACACACACACGCACACACACACACAGAUCUGUGAUAUGAUAGCAUACACUAGGUUGAAAUGUUACAGCCAAUGAAAGCUAGUUUUGUUUUGAAAUAUUGUGCUCUUACAACUUGUAUUUAUCUUACAAGAACAACAAUUCUAUACCUCAUUUACAUAAGAAAUUGAUCAAUUAGUAUGUUUCUGCUGACCUAAAACCUGCUAUGACAUACACACUCUCAUCUCAACCUCUUACCUCAACUCAGUUUCCACUGUUCAACACGACUUAAAUGAAGUUACAUGAAACAACAGUCAACUGGCUUUCAUAUCCCUGAUAUGUUCAGUAUCACAAACCAGGACUUUUACUUCUAGGAAUAAUAAGAUCAGUAGAAGAUGAGGUGUACGAGUGAAAAUAGGCAGUGAUAUCACUAAUGAUUCAGCUUCAUCCAUCCAACACACUACUACUACUACUACUACAGUACUUCAACUACUGUACUACUACGACGAUGACUACUAGUACUACUACUUCUACUACAGUACUACUAC